AUGCCAACGGCAUAUUCUCAGAAACGGGCAGUGAAGCCAUCCGAAUCAUCAGUUACCUCGGCGGAGGCUCCCAGCCGAAGGACUUCUACUGAUGAAGAGAUUGCAAAUACCAAGUAUGAACACAGUGAGGUAGCCGCUGCUGAGUUACCAGCUCUAGCAGCAAAGGACGAACUUCGCAAUCUUGGGUACCUGGACGGUGAUCAAAACCUGCUGUUUGGGAAUGCUGCGGCUACAUCAUCGUUGUGUUCAUCAAGCAAUGCCUCGGACGCCACCUCUCCCGAGAUGAAGAAUGUCUUGCGGCUUUUGCCCCCGAAACCUUAUACAGAUUUACUGAUCCAGCGCUACCUGGGAGUGAUCAACUUCAACUAUUACUGUCUAUACCCACCGGCUUUCUCUCAAGACUAUGCUUCCUGGUGGUCGGAUCGGGCAAACGGCAAGUCCCUCACACCGGCAUUCACCUGCCUUCUCAUCCGAGUUUGCGCCUGCACUUUACAAUAUCUUGAUGCCCAAAUCCAACAGAAAAUUGAAUCGGAAUUGGGCGAACCGGUUCAAAGCCUUUCUGAAAAUUAUCAUCAUGCUGCCAAACAACUAAGCAACACCAUUGCGCCGGGUAAGGGCAGCCUGGCGCAAAUUCAACAGCUCUUUUUGACAGCUGUUUGGUUUAAGUCAGAGUCACUAUUUGUCGAGUCUUGGCAUACUCUCAGCUCCUGUAUCCACGAGGCUCAAGAACAAGGCUUGCACAAGAAUUCCCCGAGAACCGGGCUAUCCGAGUUUGACAUUGAGAUGAGACGGCGACUCUGGUGUCUUUUAUACGUAUGGGACUGGCAAAUGUCCCUAUUACUUUCCCGCCCACCUAUCAUCAAUUCGAGCUAUAGUUCAUUUGAGCUACCGAAUAUGCAGCUUGAAAGUCAGGCAACAGAAAACGGACCACCCUCUCCUGUCACGCAUAUUGCCGUCCAGGUUGAGCUUGGGCGUAUUAUGUCAAAGGAACCAGCGACAAUAGGCUGCACAUUCAAUAAUACCCAGGCCGAAUCCUUCAGAUCAGAUAUAGAUGAAUGGUUUGCUUCUUUACACCCCGCCUACCAAGAAACGAAUCCCGACACCCAGUGGGACAGCAAGCAUUUAUACGUACCCCUCCAGCGCCGUCAAUUACACGCCAUAGGCUACAUGAUGAUGCUAUUGCCAUUCAAAUCAUACCUCACUCGAACCUUCAACUCAGAAAGCACCGAAGUCGACCGAGGUCGUCGAGUAACAGCAAUCGACAUUGCCCUCCACCUAAUGGAAGUCUCGCGGCUCCUAUUCGAUCACAUCUUCCCCCUCAAUGCCAAAUUCCACCUGAUCACAUUCUUGAUAUUCGACACAGCAGCCUUCUUGUGCUCCGCAAUGAUACACGAUAAAGAUCGAACCCUGCCGCGAUGUGACAACGUCAUCCAAGCCAUUGGACUCGCAUGCACAUUGAUGGAGAAACUUGCUCCUAUCACCAAAACAGCAGCCAUCUGCUAUCCUGUGCUCUCGAGACUAGCCAAAAGUCUAUCAAAAGCAGCCAACAGGGCUGUAUCAUUGACAAGAGUGGAGGGCGAUAUCUCCAAGAUGGGAGUCGGAGAAUUUGGAUGUUCGCCAGGGCUCGAUGCUCUUUCUUUUGGAGACCCCUUCUCAUCGUAUUCUCUUGACCCGAUGGCUACUGAAUUGUUCUUACCUGCUUCGUUGGGUAUAACUGUGCCUGGGAUGGAAACUCCACCUGUUAUGGGAGUGGGCGAUUUUACAAAUCUGGACGUUGGACAGUUUGAUCAGAUCUGGGAUUGGCAGAAUUUAGAUUUGACUUUGUUACCUACUCUUCCUACAUGA
Penicillium atrosanguineum is the source of this 1845-nucleotide messenger RNA. RefSeq lists its product as uncharacterized. Bases 1 to 1845 code for a protein of 614 amino acids. The transcript has 6 exons. Lineage: Eukaryota; Fungi; Ascomycota; Eurotiomycetes; Eurotiales; Aspergillaceae. Gene Ontology annotation, cellular component: nucleus. Gene Ontology annotation, biological process: DNA-templated transcription. Gene Ontology annotation, molecular function: zinc ion binding; DNA binding. The record is from RefSeq and is a predicted model, not a curated record.